Messenger RNA from Acanthochromis polyacanthus (spiny chromis), 2063 nucleotides. It is a transcript of the gene lman2la, whose product is annotated as lectin, mannose-binding 2-like a. Gene Ontology annotation, cellular component: endoplasmic reticulum membrane; Golgi membrane; COPII-coated ER to Golgi transport vesicle. NCBI's taxonomy places the organism in Eukaryota, Metazoa, Chordata, Actinopteri, Pomacentridae. Gene Ontology annotation, molecular function: D-mannose binding. The record is from RefSeq and is a predicted model, not a curated record. Gene Ontology annotation, biological process: Golgi organization; endoplasmic reticulum to Golgi vesicle-mediated transport; endoplasmic reticulum organization. The transcript is spliced from 9 exons. Bases 28 to 1125 code for a protein of 365 amino acids.
CUGCAGUGGGUGGAGUUUUGACCCACCAUGGCCGCCACCAGCAGGAGCAAUCAUUGCAGCCACUCCAAACCGCAGUUCAGCUUCCUUUUUGCAGGGAAGAAAAUGCCUUUAAAAUUAUUCUGGGCUUUCGCUCUUGUUAUUUUUACCAUCAGCCGGUGUUUUGCAGACGAUGACCACGAAAUGGAGGAGUUCCUGAAGCGGGAGUUUUCUCUUUCCAAGCCUUACCAAGGUGUGGGAUCUUCAGGCUCCUCCCACUGGGAGCUGAUGGGGGAUGCCAUGGUAACCACCGAGCAGGUGCGCCUCACACCUGACAUGCAGAGCAGGCAGGGGGCGGUAUGGAGCCGCAUACCGUGUCAUCUUAAGGACUGGGAGAUGCAGGUGCACUUUAAGAUCCAUGGUCAAGGAAAGAAGAACCUGAAUGGUGACGGGAUGGCCAUUUGGUACACUAAGGAGCGUAUGCAGAAAGGUCCUGUAUUUGGAAAUAUGGACAACUUCACCGGCUUGGGUGUUUUUGUGGACACGUAUCCCAACGAGGAGAAGCACAUAGAGGCGCAGAAGAAGAGAUACACUCCUCGCACACAGAGGAUCUUCCCCUUCGUUUUGGCCAUGGUGGGAAAUGGCAGCGUCAGCUAUGACCACGAGCGGGACGGUCGGCCCACUGAGCUGGGCGGCUGCAACGCCAUGGUGCGAAACCUCAAACACGACACCUUUCUCUUCAUCCGAUACAUCCGCCGCAGGCUCACGGUGAUGAUAGAUAUCGACGGGCAGCAUGAGUGGAGGGACUGCCUGGAUAUUCCCGGGGUGCGGCUGCCACAAGGUUAUUAUUUUGGAGCUACUGCAAUCACUGGAGAUCUCUCAGAUAACCAUGAUGUCAUUUCACUGAAACUCUACCAACUGACGGUGUUGCGGAGUAAAAAGGAAGAAGAGGAGGAGGAAGAGGAAAUAACUAUACCCAGUGUAGACAACAUGGAGCUGCUCAGAUUGGGUCAGACUGAAGAGGGGAUGAGUGGAAUAGCCAUUUUCUUCACCGCGCUCUUCUCCAUGCUGGGCUGCGUGUUCCUCAUCGUCAUCGGCCUGGUGGUCUACAGCCACUGGAACGAGAGCCGACGCAAACGCUUCUACUGAGGAGAGUGAGAAAAGGAGGCGGCGACUGUGAAGAUAACUGCGGUCCGAGGACCCAACUGCACUGAGACGGAAGUGAGACGCUGCCGGUGGAUCUGCCGCUUCGACAUUAAACUGACAGGAGGCGGAUUAGAUGAAUCCUCUGUUACUAAAAGCCAUCCUCCAACUUUGCCAUCGGUGGACGUGAACCAUUCGGAGGACUUUGUUUGUACCCUUUGUGCGCAACUCCUGCCUGGCACACACCAUCUGGGCCUUACCAUCUCCACCUGUGUACCUGUUGCACAGCAGUAUCUUCCACAACUUCUUAUGAGCAGCUCCAGUUUAUUUUUGUUGCCUUUUGCUGCAUUUGACAGAUAUAAGACUUUACAUUGUUUUCACAUGUUCAGUGCACUGAUAUUGAUUUUAUGGCUUUGAAAAGUUUUAAUAUACAACUAUCUGAUGUGUUUCUGCUUGUGAUUCAUUGACCGCCUGCAGUACAAAGCGCUUACCAAAUCACUCAUCUUUGAAAUCUGCUCAAUCAUGUGGACUCUGUGGAUACGAUAUGAUGUACUGUAAGUUCUUAUUCUGUAGUUGCUGUAGUGUGCAUGACAUUCGCUAGAGUACUUUCUUUAAUUGAAUUGAAGGCUACUGCUGUUCUUUGUUUACAUCAUAAGUGACCAUUUAAUGCGGUGAUGUAAACUGACCUCUUCCUCACUGAUGCAUGUGCUGAUGGCAAAACUGUGGGUGUUUCAGGGAAAUAUUUAAUUGUAAUUAUUCUAGAAUUUUAUUUAUAUUCGAUCACUGUUCCUUCCUCUGAGUGUUUGUGCACAUUUGAUAAAACGAUUACAAAUUUCCUGGUCGGUUCAGAGCAGUUUCCUCUGAAUAUAUUUCUAACAGGUACAUUUGUGAAUCUUUACAAUAAAGCGAGACCUGAGAGAGAUUAAAAGAAUUUAUAAUCCGUA